AUGGCAGCGAUGCAUCGAAUCAUUCAAGACAGGAUGAAGCUCCCGAAGAUCUAUCGCGAGUUCUUUUCAAAUCGUGGAGAACCAAAGGCGAUCUACGCUUUCGUCUAUGCUAAAGAUGGAGGGAAUCUGUUGAAAACAUCACACUUGAAUGAGACGGUAAAGGUCCUCGACAAAAUAUCACAUGAUUUCUAUCUGCAGACUUCAAAAGGCGAAAAAAAUUUUGAACAAUUUUGUCAAGGAUUUUGUACACUCAACGAGCCGGUUCGGCAUUUCUAUAGUGGCAUGUUGAUCGCCGACAAAUAUGGCAACGAUACUCGCCACUUGGAUCUGGGCUAUCCUAUUACAACAGUCCUCGGCACGAAACUGUUUAUGGACCCCAACCUGUUUGGUGUGAAAAUCGCCGUCAAAGAUGAUCAGGGAGAGGAACUUGUUGUAUCCACUGCCAAUCGGGUGUAUAAAGAUUCGUUGCAGAACCAGCUCCCUAACAAUAUUCGCGAGGUAGCUCUGAUUGUUUUGCAAUUUCGUGCCGAAAUCGGAUCUGAUGUACAAUUGACUGAUAUGAAUGGCUAUGAACGGUCUAUUGUAGGCUAUUUUCAAAACUUCUACAAAAGCGACUUCAUUUCCGUUUACGUACUGACCGACUCGUUCAUAACAUCGGAAAUAGUGAGAGCAGGACUGUCAUUGUUGCCGUUUCUUGUUAUUGGAUUCGUUAUUAUGGCAACAUUUUCCUGUAUCACAUUCUCAAUCAGUGGGAUCGUUCUGAAACAGAUGAACGUACACAAGAUAACACUGGCGGUAAUGGCAUGUGUAUGUCCGUUCAUGGCCUGUGGAGCCACUCUUGGAGCGAUGUUCUGGUGUGGUUUUCGAUUCGGUUCCAUCCUAUGCGUUACACCGUUCCUCGUCUUGGCCAUCGGAGUCGACGACGCAUACCUGAUGAUGAAUGCUUGGCAGAGGAUUACCACCCAUAGGAGGAAGACCCCUGCUGACAGUUUGGAUUCUGAAAUUCGUCAUAGAAUAGUGGAAAUGCUGGUCGAGACCGGUCCAUCUGUCUCCAUCACCACCAUUACCAAUGUACUGGCGUUCGGAAUCGGUGCUUUCACUCCUACACCAGAAAUUCAGCUCUUCAGUAUCGGCAAUGCCCUGGCUGUCGUCGUCGAUUUCAUAUUUCAGAUUACCAUAUAUGCCGCCCUAAUGGUGAUCGUUGGACGAUAUGAAAUCGAAAAGGAGAUGAACGAGAAACCGGCGAUCUGUGAUCAAAUACCGUCAGAGAAAAGUUCAGCGACCAUCGAGGAAUCGACAAUGGGAACCAGGUUCGUGGGUUUACAUUCUAUUCGUCACAUUUACAUCUUCGACGUUAUACUUCGAAUAUUUAGGAUCCUUGACGCUUACUGUGACUUGAUUUCGAACAAAUACUUCUCGUCGCUGGUCAUUGCAGUGUUAGCCGUUUACUGGUAUAUCUCUAUUGUCGGCACUAUCAAUAUCAAACCCGAACUCAGUCCACACAAGCUGUUCCUUUCGAAUUCGGAUUUGGUCAAGAUAUUCGAUGCACGGAAACAGUACAUUUCUACCUACUACAGUGUAUGCUGGGUACUAGUCAAGAAUCCCGGAGAUGUUAUGAAUGAGACAAUUUCGAAGCGGAUACAUCACCUGGUUGAAGAUUUCGAAAGCUUACCCAACUCGGUAGGAUCGUACUCAACCAAAUUCUGGUUACGGGAUUAUGAAGAUUUCCAUAAACAAGGACAAGAACUCGAAAAUCCUGAUGAAUUCGAAGAAAUGAUUGGUACAGGCAUCGAAUUCUCGCAAAACGGAAGGUAUGUGAAUGCCCCUGGCCUUUCCCCAAGACCUCCCUCAAUGUGUAUCGGUCACCUCUUUUCCAGCUCGAUGUUUCCAUCAGUGAGCAAACCGGAAGGUAACGAGCUGAAGCAAUUUCUUGAAUGGCCUGAAUUCUCGUUUUGGAAAGGAUUCUUACAGGUGGAACCGAGUCAAUCUGGAAAGCAGUACAAGGUGUCAAGAUUUUUCUUUACAACGGCUUUUCAUGGCGAGGAACUUACAGAAUGGUCAAGUCGGGCAGCUCUUCUGAAUCAGUGGAGAGCUCUCGCUGACAAGUAUUCCGAUCUCGAAGUGUCCGUUUAUGAGGAUGACGCCAAAUUUUUGGAUUUGAUUGAGACGAUGGUACCAAUUUCAAUGCAAUCGGCUCUGUUCACUUUUGUUUCGAUGUUCGCUGUGGCCGUUCUGUUCAUUUCCCAUCCACCUACGCUGUUCGUCGCCACGCUCAGUAUUCUGAGCACAAGCAUAGGAGUGUUUGGCAUCAUGUCGUUGAUGGGAGCUGAUCUUGAUCCGAUCAUGAUGUCCGCUACCGUAAUGAGUAUCGGGUUUUCUGUCGAUAUACCAUCACACAUUAGUUACCACUACUAUCAAACAGCGAAGGAGACCAGUUGUGUGAAGACUCGCUUGAAAAAGACCGUCGCUGCUGUUGGAUUCCCCAUCAUGCAGGCCUCAUUGUCCACGACUCUUUGUGUUCUUAGCCUGUUCUUUGUCCAGUUACAUAUGUCAAGGAUCUUCGCCCAAUGCAUGUUACUCGUCGUGCUUAUCGGCAUGAUUCAUGGCCUUUUGAUUAUACCGGUAAUUUUUAAUUUGAUAGCCGCGUUGCCUUCCAGGUACUUAUAUCGCCGAUAG
Haemonchus placei is the source of this 2676-nucleotide messenger RNA. Lineage: Eukaryota; Metazoa; Nematoda; Chromadorea; Rhabditida; Trichostrongylidae. The record is from the annotation of a GenBank genome assembly.